Molecule: messenger RNA, 519 nt
Organism: Symbiodinium necroappetens
Lineage: Eukaryota; Dinophyceae; Suessiales; Symbiodiniaceae
Source: the annotation of a GenBank genome assembly
AUGGAACAUUGCACAGUGAGCAGUGAAGUCUUGGCAGGUGCCCUGCCGUUUCGUGUCAUUGCUCCCCAUGGCAUAUCCUGGAGGAGAAACCCUGAAUUCAAUGACAGACUGGACUGCAGCGUUGGGGCAGGGGAAGUGGUGAAGGUGCUUGAACAAUGGGUGAAAACCGACAGAGGUUGGCUUCCACUGCAUGAUGCACGUGGCAAGCCCCUUUUGCAGCCCGUGGUGGAGGACUCUGAAGCCGCUCGGCGCGUUCCAGCAGGAGCAGCUGGGCCGGCAUUCACGGCUUGCAGGCGCGAGAAGAAGCCGAAAGAGGCCGAUGCCUUGCAACCUGAUGGCCGACGUCUUGGUUUCUGCCAACUUUGUCGCUGGCGUUCUUCCGACAACGGCUUUCGACUCGUACAAGCAGGAUGCUUGCAUGAGAAACCACCCAAUCCGUUUGGGAAGGGCUUCCCACGCGACAGAAACCUUUUGAUGAACACCUCGGUUUCUACUGCUACUGUACAUGGAAAGGACUGA